Lachancea fermentati is the source of this 1437-nucleotide messenger RNA. Lineage: Eukaryota; Fungi; Ascomycota; Saccharomycetes; Saccharomycetales; Saccharomycetaceae. The record is from the annotation of a GenBank genome assembly.
AUGUUUCUUUUUCUUGAAAUCUUCAAAUUUUUACCAUUUUCAAUUCUAAGCAUUUGCAUAAACUCAUCGCAUCGCGGAUUGUCUAUCUUUCUGAAAACUUUCGCAACAACUUAUUGUGAAUUAAUAGAUAUAAUGGAAAGCUCCAAGAGUUUCAAGGAAAUAGGAGUAUCUAAAUGGUUAGUGGAAGCCUUAAGCGCAAUGAAAAUCAAUCAACCUACGGCUAUUCAGAGCGCUUGUAUACCUCAAAUUUUAAAAGGAAGAGAUUGUAUAGGCGGAGCCAAGACCGGUUCGGGUAAAACCAUCGCAUUUGCUGCACCUAUGUUGACAAAGUGGUCAGAGGAUCCGAGUGGCAUGUUUGGAGUCGUUCUAACACCAACAAGAGAACUAGCCAUGCAGAUAGCAGAGCAGUUCACGGCGUUGGGAAGCAGUAUGAAUAUACGGGUUGCCGUUGUCGUUGGCGGAGAAAGUAUAGUGGAGCAAGCUAUCCAGCUGCAAAAAAAACCACAUUUUAUAAUAGCUACCCCUGGUAGAUUGGCGCAUCACAUUACGAGCAGUGGGAUGGAUACUGUAGGUGGGUUGAAAAGAGUACGGUUUUUAGUGUUAGACGAAGCCGAUAUUUUACUUACCAAUACAUUCACAAAAGAUUUAGCCACAUGUGUAAGCAUUCUUCCACCUAAAGCCCAGAGACAAAAUUUACUUUUUACAGCAACGGUUACAGACCAAGUCAAGAUGCUUCAGGAAGCACCACAAGUUGAUGGUAAGCCCCCUCUCUUUUCAUACCAAGUUGAAACUGUUGAUGACGUUGCAAUUCCAAGUACAUUGAAGAUUGAAUAUCUCCUUGUGCCCGAACACGUCAAGGAGGCUUAUCUGUAUCAAAUAUUGACAAGUGAAAAGUACGAAAACUCUACAGCUAUCAUAUUCGUUAAUAGGACUGUAACAGCUGAAAUUUUGAGAAGAACUCUAAAGCAGCUAGAAGUUAGGAUCGCAUCGUUGCACUCUCAAAUGCCUCAACAAGAAAGAACAAACUCUCUUCAUCGAUUUCGCGCAAAUGCAGCUCGUGUUUUGAUUGCGACUGAUGUUGCUUCCAGAGGUUUAGACAUUCCAACUGUCGAGUUAGUAAUUAAUUAUGAUAUCUCUGCUAAUCCAGACACUUUCAUUCACAGGGCUGGUCGUACUGCACGUGCUGGGCGUCUAGGUGAGUCCAUUUGUUUUGUCACUCAGAGAGACAUCUCACGAAUCCAGGCGAUCGAAGAACGAAUCAAUAAGAAGAUGACCGAAUUCACCGAUGUGCACGACACAGCUGUCAUCAGAAAGGCCCUCAACAAAGUUACAACAGCUAAAAGAGAAAGCUUAAUGGCUAUGGAAAAGGAAAACUUUGGUGAGCGUAGAAAGAUCAAUAAAAGAAAGCUGGAAACCAAGAGUUACAGAGAAAAAUAG